Messenger RNA from Pomacea canaliculata, 2877 nucleotides. RefSeq lists its product as uncharacterized. The coding region runs from base 462 to 2549 and encodes 695 amino acids. NCBI's taxonomy places the organism in Eukaryota, Metazoa, Mollusca, Gastropoda, Architaenioglossa, Ampullariidae. The transcript has 6 exons. The record is from RefSeq and is a predicted model, not a curated record.
GGAUGAGUGGGCGUGGCGGGCGCGUGCGUUGCUGUAGGAAGGGUUGGCGGGUCAUCGUGACAUCAGCCGCCAGGUGUCAGUGUAUGACGCGACAUGUCAGGGCUGGAUUACCUUUCCAUGGCACAGUUGUUACAGUCACGGAUGAAUUGUAAAACAGAGUAAGGACGACCUAACUGUAACUCGCGCAAAUUAGCAAGUUGUACACGGGUGUAACAGAGAGCAGAGGUAACUGUACUCACGGGUGUAACUGCAGAAUUAGUUGUAGCCAACCCUGCCGACAUGGCUGUGCAACGGGUAGCAGACAGACUGCUGAAGUGCUGAGAAAAGUGAGACAGCGAGAGAGAGCGAAGAGACAGCCCUCGGGAAACGUGUCUGGUAUAGCUUUUACCGAGGCUUGACUACCCUGCCUUUGAUCUCAUGGAACUAUUUGACUGAAGCAGGACGGACAUAUUGGCAAAAUAAUGUCAACUCAAGUCCAAGCAUUCUGGCUCCAGUGGGUUGAAGACUCAUUUCCCGACCUCGACUCACGAGCCUACUUCCUGCCUCCUGUCUACUUCAACCGCGUGCCGAUGUCCACAGAGACAGUUGCUGGUCAGGAUGUUCUGGUCCUUCAGCCAGCACCUGGACAGGCUGGUCAGUCCAGCCAGGUGCCAAUGAAGUCACUCGUUGCUCCGGUACAGGACAGUGAUGUCAGAGAUGACGAAGCCAUGCAGCGAGUUCUCGUCUGUCUGCAGAAAAUGUGUGAAGUGAAAGGAGAAACUCUGUUUGGAUUGAGUCAGCUUCAGUUUGGAGAGUACCUUGGCGAGCCUUGCUACGCUGCAGCUGCUGCCAAUCUACCCACACCAGCUACUCUCCCUACUGCUCAUCCCCGAAAUUGGAAAGAGGGAGAUUUUGAUGUUCUUCUUAUUCACAGACACUACGGCUUACUCGUCUGCGAAGUCAAGUCGUUUGGCAACAAUUUAAACAAACUUAACAUGUCACAGAAAGAUGUGGAUGAUAACAUUAGCAAGAAGGUUAAACAGGCCGUGACACAGCUGCACAAGGCGGACGCCAUGUUGUCUCACCUGGUGUCUGACAUCGCUUCCGGUCUGCGCAUCACAAAGACAAUAGCUGUCCCCAACCUUACGGCAGUUCAGUUGCAGCAGGCUAUAUCUGGAAACAUCCAACUGACUCAGGACCUGUGUCGAUGUCUCGGAGCAUCAGACCCCGCUGACAUCCCGGGUCUGUGUCUGUGCUGUGACCAGCUGUCCGACCCCAAGACCCCGUGUGACGUCAGUAGUCACGUGCUGAGUGAACUCGGACACUGGUGGCAGCGACGUGUGGCUGGGGCUGGACCUGACCCUCGCAUGACAAGAAAUGUCUACAAGACAUUGGUAGCUAGGUUCUGUGGUCCGGCGACAACAGUGACAGUCCCAUGCAUCUUCUCUCCCCGCCUGUGUGUCAAGACCCUGGGUCAGGCUGUGUCACACACAGGAGAGUGCUAUACUGCUGUAAUCACACUAUUCCCGGAGCAAGUUCAUCUGCUACAUACGGGUCCUCCCACACUCUUUGUCACCGGACCGCCGGGUACAGGUAAAACCGUGGUGCUGCUGCUGAUGGGUAUAAAAUGGUUGCGAUGUGGUCACCACGUCUACGUUGUCAGCAUUUCGCUUCAAAGCCUCGCAUCGUGCACCAUGCUGUACCACCUGCUGCUGUCAUCAGGUGUGUCAACCUGUCAGCCUCACCUGCUGCAGUAUGAUUUUAACGGCGGCAAAGACGUGGAGAAGGCCGUCAACGACUUGUCACGAGCGGCGGUUGGAGGGUCGUUGUACGUCAUCGCUGAUGAAGCGGGUCCAGAUGUCAUUUCACUGAAGGAGUCCAGAAACUUCGAGACCUUCUGUAAAAAGAUACAAGCUCAGGUUCCUUCUCUUCAUCUUUGGGCGGCAAGUAUUUACAGUAAACACCUACCUGCCGGCUGGCCAAUGGAGCACUUGACCAGACCCCUCCGCUCUCCCCCGGCAGUGGUCAGAGAAGUGGAGCAGAGCGAGGACAUGGCCGAGAAACGCAAUGUCCCGACCUACAUUGACCGAGGUGUACCCGACCACACAGACGGGCCCUCGGUUAAACGGGUGUAUCACCGACGUCUGGGGCACCCAGGGUUCAAGAUACACGACUGUUUGUUGUGUGGUGGUGAGGUGGCCAGCUUCCUACUCAGUCUCCGUGUUGGUGGUGUGGGGAAUACCAUGACAACUCCCAUGGCCAUCAGCUCUACAACACCACCCACCUUGCUUUGGAAAGACGUACUGGUGUUGGCUUAUGGUGGUAUCAGUGACAACUCGGGUGUAGUGAGAGGGUUGAUACAGGCGGGUAUCCCAAUACAGAUGCUGGAGGAUAGCGACAUCGAGGACGUGGCCACGGGCCGCAGUGACGUGGUGUGGGUGACGAGUGGAGAUCGUGUGUGUGGUCUGGAGAGGAAAGUCGUCGUCUGUCUGGAUCAUCGAAAGUGUAUCCGACUUGAGUACAUGUCACGGUGCACGUCACAGCUUGUGAUUGUCUUCCCUGACGAGUAGCAGACUGAGAAUGAACCACGUGACAUGCUUGGUACCUGUGUAGUCGCGGGUCCUUCUCCCACACCAACACCUGAUUUUUUAAAAAUUUUGCCUUCACUUUAUAGCUUGUGCCCCGAAAGGUCCUACACAUUCUAGAAUUAUAUUUUUACACGACUCAUUCAGUUCCUAGUCAUCAUGUCCACCAUACUUCAGUCAAAAGAGAUAAUAUAAGUAUUAUUCCUUGUGCUUUUCUUUUUUUCUGAGACAAAAGUGCGUCCUGCAGCUGUCAUUAUCUGAGACCAUUAAUUGUUGAUUUUCAGUUAAUUGUGAAAUAAAAGGUGUCACGCAC